ACUUGAAGCUUUGACUUGCUUAAAUGAUUCGUUUUCCAGAACUGCGAGGCAGGAGGUUUGUUCAAUCACCCCGAUUCAAACCUCUUGGAGUUGUUUACAUUAUGCCAGUGAAAACGUUCCCAGCUCCUUCCACGCUUGAGCGCUUGGGAGAGGCAGCAGUUACCUGGGACAACUCAGCGCACAGGACCCGCCUUCCAGGGAGAAACACCCCUGGAGACCACGUGACUCGACAUCUGCUGGAGCAUCUCCGAGACAGCAGGCAACACUCAGCACUGUUUAACUGAGAGAGAAAGAAAGAAAGAGAAUGGGUGGAGAGAGAGAGAGUGAGAGUGUGCGCGCUCGGGUGAUCAGUGGUAGUACUGCCUGGUGUAAGAUAAGGAAGGAGCUCUAGACCACAGACAACCUGAGAUACAAACACAGUAUCUCAUCUGUGUAUAUAAUACUCUGUUACAGCUGGAUCUAUCAUUGAUGAACUUUUGUUUCACUACUACCCGUCUCCAUGCCCCCAGCCGAAGCUCGGUUCGGGGUGCCCCAGUGCGCGUGUUUCCUUUGAAGACUAUGUUCCCAGCCGCUGUUAGAAAGCGGAGGAGUGUGUGUCUCGGCUCGGCUCCCUUCUGCAGGGGCUAGACUGAGCGCCAGUACCACCUCUCGCUGUCUGCCCGACUUCGGUUCCGCAACUUUGGGGUACCAGGCUAAGGGAGCCCCGGCGACUCGCAAGAGAAUGCCGGUCAGGAAGGGACUGCUGGCCCCUCAGAACACUUUCCUGGACACCAUCGCCACCCGCUUUGAUGGCACCCAUAGUAACUUCGUGCUGGGCAAUGCGCAGGUCCAGUCUCUCUACCCCAUCGUGUAUUGCUCGGACGGGUUCUGCGAGCUGACUGGCUAUGCAAGGGCGGAGCUCAUGCAGAAGUGCUGCGCAUGUCACUUCCUGUACGGGGCCGAGACCAGUGACAAGCUGAUCGCACAGAUCCAGAACGCACUAGAUGAGCGCCGAGAGUUCAAGACGGAACUGGUGUUCUACAAGAAGACGGGUACCCAGUUCUGGUGCUUGCUGGACAUCGUACCAAUUAAGAAUGAGAAGAGCGAGGUGGUCCUGUUCCUGGCCUCUCACAAGGACAUCACCGAUACCAAGAAACGCCUGGCAACUGGGAACAGCUGUGACACUGGUGACGAGGAGGGUCAGGAGGUGUACAGAGACACGCGCCCCCCCGGGUUCAACACCAACCGCCGGCGCAGCCGAGCCGUUCUGUACCACCUGUCAGGACACCUACAGAAACAGGAGAAGGGCAAGCUCAAGCUCAACAAUAAUGUGUUUGGAGAGAAGCCCCCUGUCCCAGAGUACAAGGUUGCAGCCAUUCAGAAGUCGCGCUUCAUCCUGCUGCACUACGGCACCUUCAAGGCGGGCUGGGAUUGGCUGAUCCUGCUGGCCACCUUUUACGUGGCAGUGACCGUGCCCUUUAACGUGUGCAUCAGCGUGGUGGGGGGGCGGGAUGACUGGAGCUCCGCCUCUCGCAGCCCCCCCAGCGUCAGCGACAUCCUGGUGGAGAUCCUGUUCAUGCUGGAUAUCCUGCUGAACUUCCGGACAACCUACGUGAGCAAGUCAGGCCAGGUGGUGUAUGACCCACGCUCCAUCUGCGUUCACUAUGCCACCACCUGGCUCUUCGUGGACCUGAUCGCAGCGCUGCCCUUCGACCUGCUCUACGCCUUCAACGUCAGCGUGUAUUUUGGGGUUCACCUCUUGAAGACAGUGCGUUUGCUGCGUCUCCUGCGUCUCCUGCAGAAGCUGGAGCGGUACUCUCAGUACAGCUCCGUGGUGCUCACUCUGCUCAUGCUCAUGUUCGCGCUGCUUGCUCACUGGAUGGCCUGCAUCUGGUUCUUCAUCGGACAGAAAGAGCUUGACCUGCACGACCCGGGCACAUGGGACAUCGGCUGGCUCCACGAGCUGGGAAAGCGCUUGGGUUCCCCUUACGUCCUGGCCCCGCUUCUCAGAGCUCCUGAUUCAGGGAAUGUGACGGUGCUGGGAGGAGCCCCGCAAAACUCCAGCCAAUGGAACGUGUCGGGGGCGGAGCUGCUGGGUGGGGCCUCCCUGAACUCCAGCCAAGGGAGUGAGUCUGCUGCAGAGCUGACAGGAGGGCCCUCUGUUCGCAGCUCCUACGUGACAUCACUGUACUUCGCUCUGAGCAGCCUGACCAGCGUGGGCUUCGGGAACGUGUCUGCAAACACAGACGCAGAGAAGAUCUUCUCAAUCUGCACCAUGCUCAUCGGAGCUCUGAUGCACGCGGUGGUGUUUGGUAAUGUGACGGCGAUUAUCCAGCGCAUGUACUCGCGCCGCUCACUCUACCACACGCGCACCAAGGACCUGAAGGACUUCAUCCGCGUGCACCGCAUCCCCAAGCAGCUGAAGCAGCGCAUGCUGGAGUGCUUCCAGACCACCUGGUCCGUCAACAACGGCAUCGACGUCAACGAGCUGCUGAAGGAUUUCCCGGACGAGCUCCGCGCUGACAUCGCCAUGCACCUGAACAAGGAGGUCCUGCAGCUGCCCCUGUUCGAGUCUGCGAGCCACGGCUGCCUGCGCUCCCUGUCUCUCAUCAUCAAGACCUCGUUCUGCGCGCCGGGGGAGUUCCUGAUCCGCCAGGGCGACGCGCUGCAGGCCAUCUACUUCGUGUGCUCGGGGUCCAUGGAGGUGCUCAAGGACAACACUGUGCUCGCCAUCCUGGGGAAGGGAGAUCUCAUUGGCUCUGACUUCCUGACGAAGGAGCAGGUGAUCAAGACGAACGCCAAUGUGAAGGCGCUGACCUACUGUGACCUGCAGUACCUCAACCUGAAGGGCCUGCGUGAGGUGCUGCGGCUCUACCCAGAAUACGCCCAGAAAUUCAUAGCAGAGAUACACCACGACCUGACCUACAACCUGAGAGAGGGCAGCAACACAGACGUGGAGAGUGAGGUGAACGGGGGUCUUGUGAAGAAGCUGCCCUCUAUCCUGGAGGAUGAGGAGUGUGAGGAUGAUGAGCGCUCCCCUCUCUCCCGCCCCCCUCGCUCUCCUCUCAGACUGAGCCGGGUGCUCCACUCCCCCCUGCUGCCCCCCCGCCCCUUCCGCAUGCCCCCCGAGAGCAACAAGCCCUCCAAGCUGCAGAUCCCAGCCGUCAGCUUCAGCGCCCCACCAGAGCUCAGCCCCAGGUUUGUCGACGGCAUUGAGACUAACAGCAAUGUUGCUUUUGGGCAGAAAUUCGAGUUCAACUCAAACAUGAUGCUGGGCAGCAACUCCAGCCCCCCGACCCCUACCCCAGGAAACAGUGACGAGAGCAGACAGAGCAUCAACAAGCUGAACCAGGAGAUCUGUGGUCUCUCCCAGCAGGUGACCCAGCUCAGCCGUGACCUACAGGAAAUGAUGCAGCUGCUGAAGCCCCACCUCCUGACCCCCAGCCCCCCCUACAGCAGCUCCCUGCCCGCUCCCUGCCUCUACCCCAACAGAGUGCAACCUGGCCCCUGGUCAACCACUGCCUCUCGCCUGGUCUCUGGAGGGGCCGAACACAGCAUCCACACCUCCCUGUCUCUGGACUCUUUCCUGCCUCCUCUCGGACAGGGGCCCCCCACUCACCCCUCCACAGACUCUCUUAGGAUCCAGGCAGGGGACCUCCUGGGGGGGCUGCUCCUCCCCCCGCCACCCAGAGGGGGCAGCACCGAGGAGGCCAGCCCCCUGGAACUGUUCCAGAGGGGGGCGCAGAGGCCGGGGCAAACCCAGAUUGACUGCAUCCAGUUCAUUGAUGAUGAGGGGACCACUCUGUGAAGACUAGAGACAAGACUAAAGAGAGACCUCACUCCUGCAGACAGACAGAUACAUUGAAGGUGCUGCUGCUGUUUCUGCCAGCGCUGCCCUCCACAUUCUCAUCUCCAGUUCCUUCACUUUUUUUGCCUCCAAUGCAGGACAGCUCACAGACAGGCUGAUAGACAGGCAGUCAGUCAGACAGACAGACAUGCAGCCUCACAACCAGAGGGGUUCAGGGGGUUUUGAAUUAGAGCACCCCCUCCAAACCUCUCCCUUUGAACACCUCCAAAUAAAAAUGGAUUAAAACAAAACCACGAGUGGGAGACUCCAGUGCAAUGCAGUAGUGAACACGCGUCGCUGGCACUAUCAUCACGACUACUCUAGUGUUGCCCAUCAGCUUGAAAUCCAAGCCUCUUGUUCGUGAAGCUUGCCAUACCAGCCCUGGUGGAAAGGUGUGACAGCUGCAGUCUCUGGGCCCUGGUUGUCAGUGCAGUGGAGUCACUCUGAAGGAAGCAGGGGGCCAGUGCCCUCCUCUCCCUUUGCUUCUGACACAAAGGGUGGGAAGCUUCUGAAUUUUGCUUAUUAAUAGGGGAGAGGUGGUGAUUGUUUUUUUUUAUUAUUUCUUUUUUAUUCAUUCACUCAUCUGUAUUUAUCUUAUUUAUUUGCAUGAAGUGAGAUGAUGAAAUGGAUUUGUGAAGGGGCCGUGGGAACAGUGCAGCACUAACACACUCCUACACGCACACAAACACACCAUCACAGCCAGUGAUCGUGCAGAAUCGCUGCCAACCCUGCAUUGCCGCGGCCAGUGGAACACUGGCAGGAUGAGAGAGAGAUUUUAUUUUUCUACCUUUGUUACUUAAACAAAAAAGCUUUAUUAUUAAUGUAUGUAUUUGUUCUAUGUUUUGCCUCGUCGUUGUUGGAGCAUGACUGGAGUCCGGAUCUGUCUUUCUGUGUUUUUAAUGCCUGCUGCUGAGCCCCGUGGCAGCUGUGGUGGCCCCUUCAGGAGAGCAUCUGGUCAGCAGGAGCUGAGGAAGGUUUCUGUACUGAAUCCCCUUGGAAGUUGGGCUCAAACUGGUUUAAUAGUGAUCCUCAAAGCAAUCCACCCCCUGCACUUCACUGCUGGGAGUGUGUUCCGUUCCGCUUGUGCUGUAGGAAAACUGAGCAGCAGGACUCCUGUCCCUGAGGUCCUACUUUUGAUCAGGCAAUGAAAGUUCCUAAAAGUUUCAAACCUAGCAAAAAUAAAUAAAUAAAUAACAUAAAACAGGAUGCAGCCAUUUCAAUGGGCUGCAGUGUUACACAUUGAUUUAACUCUCCCCCUCCAGUUUUAUACCACUUGCUUUUUUUCUCAUUGCAGGAAUAAAAUCAGGUCAAACCAAAUAAAAGUUGACCCCAUCAUCUUAUCAGAAACAUGCACUUCUUGUUCCAUUUGUGUGCCAGAGAUAAAGUUUCAGCUACCCAGCCGUUCGUGCCUUCACUGUGACGUAUCGAAGGUGUUCAGCCCUUUUUAUUGAACAACGGUUCUUUUUACUUUAUGCCAAAAAAUGAGUUGCAGUGCGUGUGUUUCACUGUGUUCUGGGCAAUUGAUUUACUUUAUGCAAUCAUAUUCACUGUCAUAUCGUCCCCCGCGUUUGCUUUACUGUGAAGAGCCACUCCUGAAAUGUGCUUGUUUAAAAGAUAACAGAUCCCACUGUCCCCUCUAAAUGCACCAGCAGUGGAUGCAGAGGGUGCUCGCAGAGUCCUAUCUUCACCAGGCUGGCGUGACUGCAUGUGUUCGAACCUUCCUGAGGGUUGCAGAUCAAGAUGCUGGCUGCUGUGACCUUCCUUCUGAUUAAAAUGAAGCAGCUUACUUCAGGUGAAAAGACCAGUGUAAGUGGUCCAGUGUAAGUGGUGGCCCUUUCGAUGGUGAUGGUGUAAAGUUCUAAUGCACAAUUUGUCUUUGUCUCAAAUGGCUGGUUUCACAGACUAUAAAUAGCACUAAUCUUGGACUACCUCACUAAGUAACUGGGUAUUCCUGGAUUUGCGCUAAUCGAGAUCUGUGAAACCAUACAAGACUGAUUACCUGAUCAAACAGUAAUUAGCAAAUUGAAGCACCACCCACCGUUGAAAAUCAGGUGCUUCACAAGAAAGCUCGUAACAAAUUCAGAUUCGGGCACAGCCUUAGUCUGCUAUUGUAACUGUUCCAGCUGUCCACUCAUAUACUCAUUAGGGCUGCUACGAUUAAAUCGAAAAUUGAUUUUUCAACCGAUUCCAUUCCUCAUUAUAUACAGACAUAAAUACUGGACAAUCGAUUCAAUAAUUACAUUUCUGUAAUGCGCAUAGUUAAUAACAUUAUCUAAGUUGAUCAAUGAAACUGCACUGAACGCCCUACCUUGCUAUACAGUAUUUCUGCCAAAGACAAGCAGCGGGCGUCUUUUCCUGCUUAGGUGUUAACUAGCAUCUGAUUUGCUGCUCUCUGUCUCCUGAUUGAUGACCACAUCUAGUCGAUGUGAGUACAGCUAGUAACACAUGUUCAUGCCGGUACUCAUCCAGUACCACGCGCAAAGCUAUAUUACAGUUAACUACCCCUCGCAUUCCACUGUAGUGCACAAGCUUUUACUGAACAGCAAUAUUAAAAUAAUCACGUCUGUGGGCGGUACAGUCAUCGAUAUUUUUUCAAACUAUAUUUUCUGUGCCCAGUUAAUCAAUUGCUAUCUGGAAUACUGUUUCAAAAAGGAAGAAUGUAAUCUGGAAUAGGAAGACAAUACAAUUUCUACAAAAAAGUAACUGCCCAAUCAAUGAAUAACACUGCAACUCUGCACAAACCAUCUAGUGUCUGGUUAACAGCCCCUGAAGAGUACUUCUCUUGGACUUCCUACUUUUGCCUUAGGUAAGGUAGUCCAAGCUUAGCUCUUAAUCAGGGUCGAGCAUCUGAAUACCCUUAUGAACAUGGGAGGCAGGAGAAUAUAUGUGAACCCUAACCCAUGGGGAUUGUCACAGGGCAUGAGCUGGGUGCACAGUGCUGCUGGAGUGAACCAGCGUGGGACUUCAAACCUCAACACAAAUCCCAAUCAGAGAUGACACAUAUCCCCACACACCUGUCCCAAUCCCAUAGGGAUCCUGACACCCAUACAUUUCAUGACACCCAGGUCACCCUAGAAUCACAGGACACAGAUCACGUUAUGACUUGUCACGGUCCGAGUCCCAUUACCAGGCCCAGAUCAGCGUAUCGUACCGAUCUCCAUGUGUGUGAUCCACAUUGACUGCACUGCACAAUGUGAGCUCCAAUGUGGGCUCUUCCGAGAACCCUCUGGUGAGCCAUGGUAAUGGAACUUGUGUUCAUACCGACAGCAGAGAAAUCAGGUCCGCAUCGUGGUAGAAUCGCUGGUGCUGCACCGUGACGUCUAACCCUCGUGUGAUUCACAACGAGCAGCUGCACUGGCCUCCUGACCGGACUGCUGGAGCUGCAUGAGGCAUGUGCCUGCUUUUCUGUAAGGGGGGGGGGGGGGGGGAGAUGUAUUUUAUUAAAAAGCAUGUGCCUGCUUUUCUGUGGGGGGGGGGGGUAAAGACAUAUUUUAUUGAAGGGCAUGUGCCUUCUUUUCUGUGGGGAGGGGGGGAGGUAAAG
This is a messenger RNA of Acipenser ruthenus (sterlet), 7367 nucleotides long. Its product is annotated as potassium voltage-gated channel subfamily H member 8-like. Gene Ontology annotation, cellular component: membrane. Gene Ontology annotation, biological process: regulation of membrane potential; potassium ion transmembrane transport. The coding region runs from base 722 to 3787 and encodes 1021 amino acids. The transcript is spliced from 16 exons. Lineage: Eukaryota; Metazoa; Chordata; Actinopteri; Acipenseriformes; Acipenseridae. The record is from RefSeq and is a predicted model, not a curated record. Gene Ontology annotation, molecular function: voltage-gated potassium channel activity.